UGCGCAGAAGAAUGCAGUGGAAACGGCGAAUGCAACCCCGAUGGCAAGUGCGAAUGCGCACCCUGCUUCCACGGUGUAUUGUGCGACGAAUCGUGCUCUGGGCACGGCGUGUGUACCGCGGAGGUGUGCGAAUGCGACGACGACUGGGGUGGUGACCUUUGCCAGAGUCCCAUCUGCCCCGGCGAGGACGGUGCCUGCAAUGGUCACGGCGCCUGCAACAGCUACUUGCAUGAGUGUGUCUGUGGGGUCGGCUGGAGUGGGGAUGACUGCAGCCCCGCCAUCUGCUUUGAUGGCCCGUCGUGCACGCGCGAAUGUUCCAACCAUGGCACCUGCGUCAACGGUGGCUGUGAGUGUGACACAGCCUGGUGGGGCGAGCGCUGUGGUAUCCGUGGCUGCCCGGGCGUCGGCGAAUCUUGCUCGGGCCACGGUACUUGCAAUCCGGAGGAACAGGUUUGUCGUUGUGAUCCUGGCUGGCGUGGGGUUGAUUGCAACACGCCCGACUGCCCCGGCGAACCUGAUUGCAAUGCACGCGGAGACUGCGAUCCAGAUGAGGCCUACAGCCGCCCCAUCUGCGGUACCUGCGGCUGCGCUGCUGGUUGGACUGGCACAUUCUGCACCGAGUUUGACUGUGCAAACAAUUGCUCGGCGCAUGGCACGUGUGUCUGGGACAACGGAGAUGACCUUCCCCACUGUGAAUGCGAGCCUGGCUUUGCGGGUGACAAUUGU
Messenger RNA from Monosiga brevicollis MX1, 726 nucleotides. RefSeq lists its product as uncharacterized. NCBI's taxonomy places the organism in Eukaryota, Choanoflagellata, Craspedida, Salpingoecidae. The record is from RefSeq and is a predicted model, not a curated record. The transcript has 3 exons. The annotation marks the transcript as partial.